AUGGACCAUCGCUUUGCCUGCAAGCGGAGCAGCAGCAGCAACCCCCUGCGCGGGCUAGGCGAGGAGCUACUCACCAUCGUGUGGGAGUCCGCCUCGAGCGAGCAGCUGGGCUCGUGGCUCCGAGUGCCGCUGGAGCACGCCGCCGCCGCCGCCGCCGCCGCUGCCCCGGAGCACCGCUGCAACGACGACAGCAGCCCCGCCCUCUGCUUGAAGCUGCUCGAAGCGGGCGCGGACGCCUUCGUGCGGCGAGGGCCGGUGCUCGAUCGCUCCCCGCUCCUCGCGGCAGCCCAGGCGGGCAACGCUGCCGUCGUGUCCGCGCUGCUCGACAACGGCUCGGCCCCGGACGGAGAAGAAGAAGACUGCUGGGAAUCAUCGAUCUUCAGCAGCAGCAGCAGCGCCAUCACCGUGGGCGUGGUCGACGCCAGCAGUAGCUACGGGGGUCAACGGACGCCGUUGCACUUUGCUGCCUCCGGGGGGCAUGUCUCGAUGGUGAGGGCCUUGAUCGGUGCGGGUGCGGACUUGGACACGGCGGACGGGGAUGGCUGCACCCCGUUGCACCUCGCCGUUUUUCGAGGCUUCGAGGAAGUCGUUCAGGAGCUAGUGGACGCCGGAGCCAGCGUGGACACCAGCGACUCGGAGGGCGAGACGCCUCUGCACACGGCUUCGGCGCACGGAUCCCUAGGCAUGGUCAAGGCGAUCCUGCGCGGGUCUCGCGAGAGCAACCUGCCGUGCCCCACGGACCACCUUGAGAUGCCCCCGCUUCACCGCGCGGCGCUGGGAGGGCAUUGCGAGGUGAUGUCCGAGCUGCUACGCCAGGGUUCCAGCCUACACACUCUUGCUGGGAACGCCCGAACAGCUCUGCACGCGCUCACACCGCAGAAGAAGCAGUAGUCACCUUGGACGACCAACAGCAGUAUGGUCCAGGGUGGGAAAGUAGCUCAGACUCGUUCGGGGCGUUAGGCUGACUCUUAUGGCUCCCGAAAGUUGGCCCGACGGAUUUUUUUGGACGGGCAUACCCCCCCCCCCCUGAUUUCGACCAAGAGACAGACCUCUCACCACAUCACCACAGAGUUCUCCCUCCAUGAUUGUCGGGUCGUCACCAGAACUUGAAGGCUGUACGCACCACACCUGUAGGCGUAUUUGAAGCUAGUGGUGACUGCUGUGGGGUCUGUGUGUGCU
Molecule: messenger RNA, 1179 nt
Organism: Ectocarpus siliculosus
Lineage: Eukaryota; Phaeophyceae; Ectocarpales; Ectocarpaceae
Source: the annotation of a GenBank genome assembly